AUGCUGAGCCCAAAGCUGUUGACCCUGGUGCUGGUGGUGCAGCCGGGCAGAGUGCUGCUGGGCAUGAAGAAAAGAGGAUUUGGAGCCGGGAAGUGGAACGGCUUUGGGGGCAAAGUUCAACCCGGAGAGAGCAUUGAAGACGCCGCAAGGAGAGAGCUGCAGGAAGAAAGUGCUCUGACAGUAGAUGCUCUGGAGAAAAUUGGAAAUAUCAAGUUUGAAUUUGUCGGAGAAACGCAGCUGCUGGACGUACACAUUUUCAGAGCAGACUCAUACAACGGAGAACCGACAGAAUCUGAAGAGAUGAGGCCCCAGUGGUUUGAACUAGACCAGAUUCCCUUCAGAGAGAUGUGGGCCGACGACAGCCUGUGGUUCCCUUUGAUGCUGCAGAGGAAGAAGUUUGUGGGAUAUUUUAAAUUUCAGGGCCAUGAAGUGAUCCUGAGCCACACUCUGGAGGAGGUCAGCGAGCUCAAAUGA
Molecule: messenger RNA, 474 nt
Organism: Knipowitschia caucasica
Lineage: Eukaryota; Metazoa; Chordata; Actinopteri; Gobiiformes; Gobiidae
Source: the annotation of a GenBank genome assembly